ACCAAUACCGCCGAGAUGUCACCAAAGUUUAUUAUCGACGAGUCAUCUCUUCCGUCUGUCUUUCAAUCCCAAUGGCAAUCCAACCCUGAUCCAACAGCGCUUCCCUUUCCACGUGACAAUCCACCUUUUCCCCUCACCGCAAUCGACUGGCACCAGCUCUCCCUUACGGACGCAGAAUUUACACCUCACUCAUGGUCCAACCUGCACGAACUCAUCUCUGCAAAUCAGCUUGAGGAGCUCAAACGCUGGCCCAGUUCCCUUAAAGCAUAUCUUGCAUGGACGGCGCACGCCAAAGCAAAAUACGGUACCAUAACGGCGUACCUACUCGACCAACGCCUACACUGGCAGCCCAUUGAAGAUGACACGGGCGCGCUGCGCUUCAAUGUCGCCGAUCCCGUCCCUUUUGCUGACACAGCAGAUUUCAAAAUCCUCCGAAACGACUGGACGUACGCAUUUGAAGAUGGCAUCACGCAUAUUGUCGUCUGGCUCAAGCAGCGGCUCCCUGUUGACGAAGAGGGCGCGCUGAGUACCGAGGGCAAGGAGAUGGUGGAUGCGUUUGUAAACAGAGAGUUUAGAGCCAAGACUGGUGAGGAGGUCAAAGGCGAUAAGAAUCUGCUAUUGACCAGUCAUCGGUUGAAGAACGGUUUCCGGAACGCUGUGGUCACGCAGGUCCACUUUAUGCCUGGCACAUCAUGGAACAAGAGAACGAUCCAGACAAUGGUGUUCAAUGGAGUCUCUUUUAUCGUGAGUGCCUAG
Bipolaris maydis ATCC 48331 is the source of this 756-nucleotide messenger RNA. RefSeq lists its product as uncharacterized. The record is from RefSeq and is a predicted model, not a curated record. Gene Ontology annotation, biological process: N-acetylglucosamine metabolic process. Gene Ontology annotation, cellular component: cytoplasm. NCBI's taxonomy places the organism in Eukaryota, Fungi, Ascomycota, Dothideomycetes, Pleosporales, Pleosporaceae.